Messenger RNA from Acaulospora morrowiae, 780 nucleotides. Lineage: Eukaryota; Fungi; Glomeromycota; Glomeromycetes; Diversisporales; Acaulosporaceae. The record is from the annotation of a GenBank genome assembly.
AUGACACUGACGGCAACCAAAAUUCCAACAAAAACGGAAGUUAAUCUUCAAAGAUUAUUAGCCGUAUGCGAACAGUAUGCCUCGAAGGAGAAUGGCUUAAUUCGUGGACCUGAGAAAAUGAAAUAUAAUAUAAAAUAUCUUCGUAAAUUAUUAGAGCAAAUCGAGAAAGAAGCCAAAGAACAGGUAGACAAAACAGCCAUUAGCGAGUACGCACGUAAAAUUCAACGUCUGUCUGAUAUUGUCGACGAAUUUAAAUUGAUAUCUCCUGUAACUCGAACCUUUUCGCAAGCGCGUUUCAUAAAACAUGCACAUCAAUCACAAGAUGAAAAGAAUAAAGAGAAUCAACUGGAACUAAAAAUGGUCAGGCAGGCCGAAAAAGAAUUGAAAGAAGAAUUGUUGCAGCCUCCCACGCCUUCUUUUCAUACGGAGACAGAAGAUGCUAGAACAUAUUCCGAAAAAAGAUCAGAAUUAUUUUCUUCCGACAAUUCAAGCUCUGAUUUGAGACAGCGAAGGCCAAUAUUUGACGAAGAAGACACUUCUAAUAUUGAGAAUGUUUUACAACAUCACCGGAAAACGCAGGAAGAACUUACGCACGAUUUAGUGAAGAUGGCAGAAAUACUAAAGAUGAAUUCGGCAAUAUUCGGUGAUAUCUUGUCAAAGGAUGAAAAGAUCAUUGACGAAGCGCAAAAUAUUCUUGGUACCAAUCUAGAUAGAUUAAAAAAAGAAGGUUCUAGGUUAGUCGAAUAUGCGGCACAAUCCAGAAAGACUACGUGUCGAUGA